Molecule: messenger RNA, 810 nt
Organism: Puccinia triticina
Lineage: Eukaryota; Fungi; Basidiomycota; Pucciniomycetes; Pucciniales; Pucciniaceae
Exons: 2
Coding region: 1-810 (269 amino acids)
Molecular function (GO): protein binding
Source: RefSeq, a predicted model, not a curated record
AUGAGUGCCCACACCCUCUUGCACGACGCCGUGCUCCGAGCAGCCACCCGGCAAAACCUUGCAGUUGGAACGGCCGGAUUGAAUGCCGAGAAUGACGACUCGGUGCUCACUCGCGUCCACAGCCCGCUCACCUCGCCACCCACCCAAUCGCCCCCGUCAGAAUCCCCCAUCCCCAGCACACCCACCACGCCCACCAAGAGCAGCGGCCGCAACCAAUCCAGGGUCGGCCUUCGUCAGAAACGCGAGGCAGCUGCUAAGGCUAAACAGAACUCCAGAGACCCCCUUUGCAGGCUGCCCAUCGAUGUCGCCGUCCGUGUCUUCACUCUUGUCGGUCUCGGCGCUGAUGGCUGUGGUGGUCAUCUCGAUGGAUCAACCUUCUCGGCUGUCAAAGACCUCCUCAACUGCGCCUUGGUUUGCCAAAAAUGGCGCACAAGCUCUGUCAUCAAUUAUGUAUGGUUCAAGCUAGCCCACCAGACCUCAUACAGCCAAUCGAUCGAAGAAGAGUUCCAACCACUCACCUGGACACGGAAAGACUCGCGGACGAACUGGAGCGAGGCGUACAAAGAGCUCAACCAGGUCAAGCCCUCGCAGCCCACGAUGGACAUGGAUGUCGACGCUCUUGAAGACAGCGGACCGAGCCAGAAAGAAUUGCGAGAGGCCGCCUGGCACGCCGAAGAUAACCACAUCAUGUCGAAGAACGAGGCUCGGGCGUUUUAUAAGGACUUGGGCGGGAGGAAACUUCAGGAUAAGACCGGCAAGGGAUUGGGUACCGAUCGGACCGGAUGGCAAGAUCAAGAAAUCUACGACUGA